CUAGUACCCUAACCAGAGGCGCAUGCGCGCCUCGGGUAUUGAUUGAUUGAGACUUUAUUUUACGACAAGACUCCAUCGACACAGUGGCCGAUCUUCCGGGAACCGUGCUUACAAGAAACUGUUUACUCUAUUAAUUACACUAAAUCUAAUCAAGCAUACAGAUAUAGUUCCCUAGACGAUAUCUAAACACUACUCUAUUUGAAAUCGUUCUCAAUGAGGAAGGGACCGAGUUCCAGAAACACACUGGGCCCGAUAGAAGAAGGUACGGCGCAGGGCUUCAGUGUGCGGCCGUGAGAGGAUGACUCCUGACGCUGAGAGACGCGUGCCAUACGUGCUGCUGAUGUCCGCCUUCUCGAAUCGAAAACAAAUUUCGCUGGGAGCCAGCGAAUAGAAACCGCGAUGAGCUAGAGAUCCUAAGUAGAAAGCAUGACGUGUCUUGCAGGUGCUCAGGCCAUAUUUUGCAAGGAUAGGUGAAGUAUUCAGUCACACCUAUCGAUUUCCUGCAAGCUGUCAAAACGGCAACAUUGUACCACGUACAUUGAGGUAGUAAUCUAAUCACAGCAUCAAACGUGUACGCGGGGGACCUUCCUGUUUCCAUCGGUCACAAAUUCUACCAAUACAUGUAGUGGCGCUCAAAGCAAUGACAUUAUUGGUUAUUAUUUCUCUAGGUAUCAAAGUCUGUGAAGAGUGCAUGGAAGAUAUGAGGGUCGAGCAUUCAACAUCAUGCACUUCUUUAUCUGCUGUGGAUGCUAGUUAGUGUGACUGCCCAGUACGGUACCACUCAUGACUUUCUUUAGCCGUCGAUGCUCAUCAAGGCCUCAAUUUCAUACCUAAUGUCGACGCCAUGCCUGUCCUGGUUGUGUACCAUAUAUUUUCAUUCCUCACGUCAGCCUGCAUUUUCUGCUCUUCUACUCUGCAUGAGUACAACAGGUGCAUAAAGUUCGUGUGAACAUCUAGUGCUACUAGCCACACAAAGAAGUCCAUCGAAAGUCUUAUAAUUCCCUAAGGCAUUUUUCAUCAUAGCUACGCGAAACAGGUUACGCCUCAUUUGGCGAUUUUUCGCAACAGCGAAUUGGUGUGACGUGAAACUUUCUCUAACAAAAUAGCAAUUACAUACUUGAAAAUCUAGUCCAAACUGUUCGGUAUUAUUUGACUUACUUUUAAGUAGGCGCUGCACUAUCCAAGUUGUCUAAGCACGUACCGUUGGACGUCGCAAGCUUACAUGCCGCUUCCACUUCGAAAUGAUUUCAUCACUCGUUUGGAGAAAGUAGCACGACAUCUAUAUACUGUACCCUCAAGGCACACAUUACACAUCAACUGUCGUCUCGCUAGCGCCUGACUACAUGUGUGUCGCCACUCAGUUGGCUGCAUUGUUUCACUAUCACCGUCUGUUAUUCGUCUGUACAACUGUCAUAAUCAGACGCUAGAGACCUCAUUUGCAGUGGGCAGGAAGAGACACGUUUGACCAUUUGUCAGACUAUCGUCACCUCACUGUCUAUCCGGGUAAUGUCCGGUACUCAGUCAAUUGGAUUUGAGGGCGUCGAAGGCGUCAGUCAGUCAUCUCGUCAUAGUCAAAUGUCGCGGUCGGAUUUCGUCCGACGCCACGACCGUUUUCAUCGCAGACUUGCUCAGACCGAUAGCAACCCCCUCGAGACGAUAGAGUUAGCCACGCUCCCGAAGAACCGACGACGACUCAUCCAGAGGCGUGCUGAUUUGAAAUCCGGCUCGAAUUUGGUCAAUUUCCUCCAGCAGAAUGAACGCGUUAACCUCGCUUGGCUUGCCGAAGAGCUUCCUUCGUUUAGCAACCUAGAUCUAACAGCUGCGAGUGACGGAACAACCCCGCUACAGGCACUACUCGAAACUCCAAUCACAAAAAACGACCGUCAGUGGUUACGUCCAAUCGCAGAAAUGCUCAUUGCGCGCGGAGUCGUCGUCGAAGGACGGAACGAGCGUGGCCAGACGUCGCUCCACAUUGCGGUUCAGAACAACGUUCCCACUGAUUGUCUUCGCCUAGUGUUGGACAAGACAGCCGACGUCAACGCUCUCGACGCUAACUUCGUCACACCUCUUCAGCAAAUGGUAACGAGUCAAAACGCCGUCGAUCCCGCCUGUUUCCGUAUGCUAAUACGCUCGGGUGGGGAUCUCGAUCAGUUGUUCGGUGUGCAGCAGCGGGCAUCUAUUGUCCCUCCUCUUUAUCGCCUCUGCGAGAGAGCUGAAGACUUCAAGUCGCUUUAUGCAGUCGUUAAAGAAGAGAUUCCCGACGUUCUGUGGUCAAACAAGGAGGGUAUUCUCCAUCAUGCUGCCAAGCAUGGAUCAGAAGUCGCUAUCAAGAUUCUACUGGAUGAGUUUGGUGAAGAUCAAGAAAUCAUGCGAUCGUUAGAAGUUCUCCUCUUGGAAGCGGCUGGUUCUACACGGGAUGCUGAAGCAAAGGUCUCACAUCUCAUCUCUCUGAGUGAUGACACCAAGGAUCUCUCAGGACAAUUGCUCGUGCAUGCUGCUGCACAGCAAGGAUCAGUCGUGUUGUUAGAGACGUUCUUGCGUUAUGGACACGAUCCCAAUCUCUUAGACGCGGAUGGCAAUGCAGCCAUCCACUAUGCAGCAUUGGUUAAGGGCAGCAAUGGACCCGAGUCGAUACAUGUACUAGUCCAAUAUGGCGCCAAUGUAAACUGUGUCAACAAGCAGGGAAGUCUACCAGUAAGCAUAGCUCUAUCGAGAGGAAACGCCGAUCAAGUUCUAGUUCUGAUGAAGCUCGGCAGUAACCUCCCCCCUUCAUCGAUCGCCAGAACUCUGAGCCUCUCGCAGAUCGCUGUACUCGCUGAUGACAUGAUCAUCGAAGCAUCACCCAAUCCGCUCGAAGCGACACUAGAACUCGGAGCCUUCUUCAAUAAAUGCGCUCAAACGUCGAGUAAAAGCGAGUACAACAAACUGGCUCUAACUAUGGAAUCCAAAGCAACUCAGAUGUUGGGAUGUAGCAACAUGCUGUCACGUGACGCAGUUUUCAUUGCAAUUUCAAACUCACAGAUGAAGUUUUUAGCUCACCCUUGUAUUCAAUCCCGUUUGAAGGAAAUCUGGUUGUCAACCCAGUAUUGCAGUGACAUGGGAAUCCUUCAGUUUAUCAAGUUAUUUCUUGUCUGCAUUUUGAGAUACGUCCUUCUUCCGUUCUUCCUGCUCUUCUAUGUCCUUCCAGUCCACGGUCGUCGCUACACACAUCACAUCAAACGUUUCCUGAAAGAAUCGCCUCCGUGCAUUCGACACGCAGUCGCCACUCUUCUCUACAUCCUAUUCAUAGUCAUGCUGGUCUAUGACUCCUGCACAAAUGCCAGUAUGAAGAAGAGAUGGACACUCCAGGCAAUCGACUGCAUCAUUGUCGUCUAUGUCACCAGCUUCGGUCUCUACCAAGUAACUCUUGGAGUCAGACAAGGAUUCCGGACAUACUUUUCAUGCUGGAAGAACUUCAUUGAUAUCUUUGUUGUCAUAACGUUCGCCGGCUACUGCAUAUUCAGAUUUCUCAUCACAAUGACAGCGGAUCCCUCAAUCGGACAAGUCGAAUUGAUUGGUUUUCGUGUCGUGCUCAUUCUCUCGGGUCUGGCCACGUUCCUCGCCUCGUUGCGUCUGCUUGACUUCAUCAAGGUGUAUCCGAGAAUGGGAACGGCGAUUGUGUCACUCCAGCAGGUCGUCUGUGAUGUUGCAGUAUUCCUUCUCAUUCUCAUGAUAUUUGCUACCGCGUUUGCCCUCGGUAUAUCGAAUGUCUACACGAGUGGCCGUUACACCGACAAAUACGAGAAUGCGGUCAGAACUUGCUUGAACACAACAAUCCACGUGGACUUGUCUCGUCCCACCUCGGGAUUAUUCAACGAGACUCUCGAUUUUGUGACACGAGAUACGAAUUCCAUGUUUACGUUCGAUUGUGUCCACAACGUGUUUGACUCUCUUUCUUCAUCCCACAAGCCAGUUCCAGAUGCUGUUGACGGAUUUGUAUUGACGAUUGCAACGAUGGUCUGGGCUCUGUUUGGACUCAUCAAUGCUGAUGAUUUUAAUGCCGCAAGUCCUCUCGAAACAAUAGUUGGAAAGGUGGGUAUUGCUCUAUGGCUGAUGGUCGCCACCAUCUCUCUGCUGAUUAUGUUCAGCAUUGCAGUCACGAAGAUCGUCCAGGUCAAGCAGGAUCACAUCGACAUACACUGGAAGUUUGCUCAAGCGAUCGUCAUACACACCCACGAGACAUCGCCCACAGUACCCCCACCUCUCAACAUUCCAUACACCAUCGCACUAGCGAUUGCAUUCAUAUGCACUUGCUGUCUCAAAAAGGCUGAGAGAGAAGACGAUCUAGAGGAGGCAGACUGUGUUGCCGAAUCAGCAUCCGCUAUGAUUCAGAACUACAAACGUCAAGAAGCUGAGGAGCAAGACAGCGAACUCGCCAAGAAGGCCGACAUCAAAUCGAUCAAUCAGCGUUUGCUAUCACUGGAGAGCACUCUGUGUUCAUGGUCCACAAAUCGGAAAUUGGAUUUCAGCGAUUCAGGGGCAAUAUCUGCCGACAUUGACAGUAUGAAUCCGAGCAGGUGUACGACCUCGGACGGCGACACCUACGCCAUUCCAUCCGUCGUCUGCCAACAACUGCUAGAGAUGAUGAAAUCGUUGCAUCAUGUCGUUGGUACACUAGACAGGAGAUUAAACGGUAUCGAGACACGAAUGCAUUCACGGGACCAUUCGAAAGAACCUUUCCGCGAUGAAGUUUUCUAAAUGCAGUAAAAUUCACAUAAUCGGAUGGAUGUACACAAAGGUACGUAACGAGCUGUACGAUACAUGACUGACAACAAUAAAUUAUCUCAGCUGUUGUAAUAUAUUUUGGAAUAUGAUGUCUUAGCUUUCGAUCUCAAUUUGAUAUCAAAAUGUACAGUUACUUUUUGUGCAAGCUUUAGUUAUUGGGUAGUCGGUCUAUUCAAUUUUACAAUUUAAUAUUCAUGUUUCUAAUCUGUCAUUCUAGUUUUAUUUUUGUUUUCUAAUUUUUAAUGUUUAAAAUACAGUUAUUUAAAAUGUGCUUACUUUUUCAAUUUUUAAAAUUGUACAUUGAUCAAGGCAUGCAUGGUGUGCAGCACAAAAGGGGCAUAAAAGUUAAACGUUCAAAGUCAAAUCUUAUAAUGCAAAAAUUAGAAAUUAAUUAAAACUUAAAAUUUAAAAAA
Molecule: messenger RNA, 5177 nt
Organism: Corticium candelabrum
Lineage: Eukaryota; Metazoa; Porifera; Homoscleromorpha; Homosclerophorida; Plakinidae
Exons: 9
Coding region: 1507-4737 (1076 amino acids)
Biological process (GO): calcium ion transmembrane transport; regulation of cytosolic calcium ion concentration
Cellular component (GO): plasma membrane; cation channel complex
Molecular function (GO): inositol 1,4,5 trisphosphate binding; store-operated calcium channel activity; protein binding
Source: RefSeq, a predicted model, not a curated record